Erigeron canadensis is the source of this 2553-nucleotide messenger RNA. Its product is annotated as putative receptor protein kinase ZmPK1. Bases 240 to 2390 code for a protein of 716 amino acids. Gene Ontology annotation, molecular function: ATP binding; protein serine/threonine kinase activity. The record is from RefSeq and is a predicted model, not a curated record. The transcript has a single exon. Lineage: Eukaryota; Viridiplantae; Streptophyta; Magnoliopsida; Asterales; Asteraceae. Gene Ontology annotation, biological process: protein phosphorylation; recognition of pollen.
UGCCGUAUUUCUUUUGUUUUGUUCAUCUUCUCUCCAUAAUUCUAUCCAAUUAUUCACCUUUCAUUACUGCUUCAUUUUCUUCACUGUCCAAAGGCUCAUCAAUCUCUAUUGAUCAUAAAAAUGAUCACCUUAUUUCACCAAACCGCCUCUUCACUGCAGGUUUUUACAAAGUUGGCAUCAAUGCAUACUCUUUUUCGAUAUGUCUAAACACCCAAAAUAAUAAUCCAACUGUUGUUUGGAUGGCGAAUCGCGACACACCCGUUAACGGAAAACACUCCAAACUUUCUUUAUACAAAAGUGGUAAUCUUGUUUUAAAAGAUGCUGAUGAUUCCAUUGUUUGGUCUACUAAGACAAAAACAACUAAUGGGAGAGUAUUUUUAAGACUAGAAAACAAUGGAAAUCUUGUUCUGUAUCAGUUUAAUGGUAAUAAUAAUCCAUAUAUUAUUCUUUGGCAAAGUUUUGAUUAUCCAACUGAUACACUUUUACCUAAUCAACCAUUUACUAGAGAUUCACAACUUAUUUCCUCUAAAAGUACAACGAAUUUCUCUUCGGGCUUUUUUAAACUUUAUUUUGAAAAUAAUAAUGUUUUAAGCCUUCUUUAUGAUGGGCCAGAAAUAACUAGUGUAUAUUGGCCCGAACCUUAUUUGAAAACAUGGGAAGCAGGGAGAUCUACUUAUAAUAAUACUAGAAUUGCAAUGUUAGAUUCUAAAGGUGAGUUUAACUCAUCUGAUGAAUUCGGGUUUUUUGUUUCGGAUUUUGGUGUAAAGAGGCAAAGAAUAAUGAAAAUUGAUUCUGAUGGUAAUAUUAGAGUUUAUAGUCUUGUUGAUGGAAAGAAAUGGGAAGUUCAAUGGCAAGCUUUUACGACGUCAUGCAAGAUUCAUGGCGUAUGUGGCCCGAAUAGUCUAUGUACUUAUUCACAAAGUUAUGGGAGGAAAUGUACAUGUGUUCAUGGUUAUAAAAGGAAAGAUCUUAAAGAUUGGAAGCUAGGUUGUGAGCCCGAUUUCUUGCCUUGCAAACGUGACGAAGUAGAAGAUUACGUUGAGCUUCAUUAUGUCGAGUUUUAUGGUUAUGACAUUGAUUAUCUUCAAAAUAGCACACUUGAAGCUUGCAAAGAAAUUUGUUUAAAAGAUUGCAAUUGUAAAGGGUUUCAAUUCAAGUUUGACAACUCAUACUAUAAUUGUUACUUAAAGAAUUUGUUAUACAAUGGAUAUCAAUCGGGUUUUGAGAAUUCUAUGUAUGUUAAGUUACCAAGAACUUUGGUUUCAUCAUUUCAUGAAAGAUUUAACGAUAGAUCACGAGAUACUUGUCCUGGAGAUCUUAGGAUGCCGAUUUCAAGAUCUUAUGAGAAAAAUCAUGGAAUUGGGUCGAUUAGAGUAUUGAUAUGGUUUGGGGGAGCAAUAGGGGUUCUUGAGAUCUUAUUGAUACUUCUUUUCUUGUAUAUAACUCGUAAUGACUCUAAUAUAACCGCAGAAAGUUACAUUCCGAUUGGGCCAGGGUUUAAAAGGUUCACGUACGCAGAGCUAAAAAAGGCGACACAAAAUUUUAGCAAAGAGAUAGGGAGAGGUGGUGCUGGUGUUGUGUAUAAAGGCGAAUUAUCAGAUGAUAGAAUUGCAGCGAUUAAGAUGCUCAAAGAGGCUACACAUCAAGGAGAAGCUGAAUUUCAAGCUGAAAUUAGUACUAUUGGGAGACUUAAUCAUAUGAAUUUGAUAGAAACAUGGGGGUAUUGUGUUGAAGGGAAACAUAGGCUUAUUGUUUACGAGUAUAUGGAAAACGGGUCAUUGGCUAAUCUAUUGGAUUCUAAUAAGUUGGAUUGGGGGAAGAAAAUAGAUAUAGCAGUUGGUACCGCGAAAGGAUUAGCUUAUUUACAUGAAGAGUGUUUGGAAUGGGUUUUGCAUUGCGAUGUUAAGCCACAUAACAUUUUGUUGGAUGAAAAAUUCAAUCCAAAAGUUGCGGAUUUUGGGCUGUCUAAGUUGAUUGCUAGAGACACGGCUGAAAAUUCAAGUUUUUCUAGGAUACGAGGGACACGUGGUUAUAUGGCUCCAGAAUGGGUGUUUAAUCUUCCCAUUACCUCAAAAGUUGAUGUCUAUAGUUACGGGGUAGUGAUUUUAGAGAUGAUAACCGGAAAGAGUCCUUUACAAACGCAGCAGGUUGGUGUUGAGAACAGCGGGAGAGACCAGACGUUGGUCGAGUGGGUUAGAGAGAAGAUUAAGGAUAAUAAUGAAAUAUGUAUCGAGGAAAUCGUUGAUGACAGGACGUGUGGCGAAUACAAUCCGAGAACCUUGAACAAUCUUGUGAAAAUUGCUUUGCAAUGUGUGGAGGAAGACAGAGAUGCAAGACCUUCAAUGAGCCAAGUGGUAAAUAUGCUUCUUCAUCCAGAGAUUGAUGAUUAGAUAAGCUUUCUAACAAUAGCAAUGAUAUAUUGUAUAUAUAUAUGCGUGUAUCUUGUAAUAUAGAAGAUUAAUAUAAUUAUCUUCCCUGAAGUUACUAAUAUGUAAUUUCACUAUGUUUGUAUAGCAAAAAAGUGCUAAUAGUGUCAUUAAACUACUUAUUUCU